AUGGCGCUGACAUUGGAUCAGACGUACGACCUUGCAAUUUACAUUCUUCGUGCCGAUCAUGAGGGUCGCCGACCACCGGUCGACUCGUCGGGCACGGAGGCCCUAGAACGCGAACUCCUGGAGAGCAACGACGUGGCUCUGACAGAGUCUCAAGCGCACGACCUUGCGCUGUAUGUCCUCGACAGCGUGGCGAAGUCUACGAUUGAGGCAGAGCGGCAUGUGCCUCCGAGUCGUCCACCACUGGACGUUCUCGACAACCCUCCCCCCCACGAGCCUACCCUGCAUUCCCUCAUAUCAGCAAUGUCGGGCACUCGCAACGCGUUCUCGACUUCUAGGCAAGAGAUCGUCGCAUCCGCUGAGCCGUCCUCGGUUCUCGGGAAACGGCGGCGCGAGCCAGCUAUCUUUGAGCCGCCUGCCGCCUCGACAAGUAUCGCCGCACCCAAGCAUCCGACGGUCGACGCGAUGACUUGUAUUUGGCCAGGAUGCACCGAGACGGCAUCUCCUCCACAGCUCUUUGCGCACAUAAAGUCCGCACAUGGGAAGACUGGCUUCCAGUCGAUUCCCGAUGAGUUUCGCUGUGGUUGGGACGGUUGCGCGGUUGUCGGGACGACGGCCCAACUUACACGGCACUUCAAAGAGGUACACGACGAGAAACAAACCGUCAAGGCAAAGUACCUCGAGGCGAAGGUGGAGUGUAAGGUGACGGGCUGCGGCAGAUUGCUUUCCAGGGGCAAGGACUUCAAGAGGCACUUAUACGGCCUCCACUGGAUGGACACGCAGUACUAUCGCUUCUGCGAGACCUGCGGAAAGCUGAAACGGGUGGAUCAACAUCAUGAUGCUGCCAAAUGUCUAGCGGAAUGGAUGGAAGCUAAUUACAAAUCGUACUAA
This is a messenger RNA of Rhodofomes roseus, 888 nucleotides long. RefSeq lists its product as uncharacterized. The record is from RefSeq and is a predicted model, not a curated record. Lineage: Eukaryota; Fungi; Basidiomycota; Agaricomycetes; Polyporales; Fomitopsidaceae. The coding region runs from base 1 to 888 and encodes 295 amino acids. The transcript is spliced from 3 exons.